CCCCAAGACGAGGCCAGAGGAAGGCUAAGCGUGUAAGGAGAGUGAGUGACUCUGUGUGCUGGAUCAGAGGGUUACAACUACAGCAGGUACUGAUCAACUCAACACUGUAGCUCACAACAGAGUGGCAGUCAGUAAGGCAGUCUGGACUGAUCUCAGGUGAACUCAAACCAGGUAUUAUUAAACUCUCUACCCCAAAACACACAGGUGUUGUGCACAGCAGGUCCCGGUCUUGCCAGUGUUGUGUGAGAACCCUCUGGGGGUGAUCUACCUGUGCACUCGCUUACCCAUGGAAAGGCCUGCCUAACAUCUUGUGUACACAAUAAUUCAUCAUGUUUGCCUGCUGUAAGAAGGAGAAGAAAACUGUGCUAAAAAGAACUUUUUCUGUGCGUUCGGCCACGAUACAAAGUCCUCGUUUAAGCACUGCAGACCCACAAAUGGUUGAAUGGAAGGAACAACUCUCACAAGGGGACCAAUCAUAUGAGAGUCGCGUAGCAUUUUGGAAUGGGGGAAUGAGCAUGUGUAUAAAAUGUGGCAGUCGAGCGAUUGAGAGAAUGGAGGAACAAAGUGGGGUACGCACAAACGGCGACGCUUAUGGUGUGGUGGUCUUCAGCUGUAAGCGCUGUGGAUGGAACACUAGCUUCGAUUUCGAUGAUGGAUCCUUUGAUUGCUGGUAUUACGAAGCUAUUGGCUGGCCUAGGGGAGUACUGCAUUACCCAAUCUCAUACAUGGUGACAUGGGCCAGAAAACACCAGUUACCUGAAAACGUUGAUCAGGUCAUAAAAAAUCAGCGAAUCACUGGUAACAUUAUGCUAGAGCUGGACAAAAAGCAACAUGUCGAGUCCACGCUGGGAGUGAGUCGUUCAACUGCUGACCAAAUUCAUGCCAUCCUCCAAGACAAGUUUGGCGGAAUUCUGACAAUCACAGAAUAAUUUACACUUCUGGCUGUGAGACAAUGGAGAUGUGGGUUUGUGUUCCUCAUAUGCUCUAAAUGCUUUAGUGUGGGGGAUCUGUCCAUACAGCAGGUUAAGUGCCGUAUUGGGAUCACUAUAACCAGACUGGACAUUUGUCCUAAUGGUUUUGGGAGCAAAGUAUAUGUACAUCAGCAUUGGCUUGACACUACCACAUGACGUGAAGCAAUGUCAGAAAAGUAAUGUCAGAAUGUCUGGAUGUGUCAGAACAGCUGACAGCCUAUAACAGUGAUUGAUCAGUGCCUAAUCAUGUACCUGUGGUGCCAUACCAACACUUAACUGAAUCGUGGGCAACUCUCAAGGUUUAACUGCUUCAUUAGCAACUCUCAACAUUGAACUGGGUCAUUGUCAACUGUCAACACUGAACUGGUUCAUGGUCAACUGUCAACACUCAAAACUGAACUGGUUCAUGGUCAAGUGUCAACAAUGGUCAAGUGUCAACAAUGGUCAACUGUCAACACUGGUCAACUGUCAACACUGAACUGCUUCAUGGUCAACUGUCAACACUGAACGGUUUCAUGGUCAACUGUCAACACCGAACUGCUUCGUGGUCAACUGUCAACACUGAACUGCUUCAUAGUCAAGUGCCAACAAUGGUCAACUGUCAACACCGAACUGCUUCAUGGUCUACUGUCUCUUACACUGAACUGCUUCACGGUCAAGUGUCAACAUUGAACUGCAUUGUUGACAACUGUCAACACUGAACUGCUUCUUGGUCAGCUAUCACUAUUAACAAUAUAAAUACUAUAUACAGAGAUAUCUGUAACUUAUCGUAUUAUAGCUUACCUUGGUCAUGGCUUAUCAUCAACACACAACACUAUGCAUUAUAACUGAGGUUGUGUUAUAUUGGGGAUUAUCUUACUUCUAUUUGGUCCACCUCUAUUAUUCCAUUUAAUCAUUAACAUCCAGGGCUCAAACUCAGGCCAGUCCGCCAAAGUUUUCCCACAGGCUUUUACAUUGUUAGACAUAUUACUGUUUAUUGACAGAAGUCUUACUCAAGCCUUAGCAUACAUAGGGACCAAUUUCUCAUCCUACAUGUAUCAAAAACAUAUCAAUGUAUAUCAGUCUCAUUGCAAUGUCUCAUUCUUCUCUGAGAGAUUAAACUUUACACCAUAUAUUGCAGACCAUUACCUAUAGAAAUAUUACCUUUUUCUCAUGAUUAAGGGUGAUAUACUUGUUAACUGAUACAGAUACAUACAAGUUCAGACAAAAUCUAUCUUUUAGGUUAUGUAUGUAAAUUGUAACAAAACAUUACAUAUGCAACUUGAAUAAUAAAUCUAUUAGGGCUGAAAUUUGAAAAGCAGUCAAAGCAUUUCAAAUACCUGAAGGAAAAGGUCCAGAAAAGCAUAAUUUUGUUCAAAUCAGAUGUAAGGAUCCAAACAUCGAACUUAUUAUGGUCAAGUCAUGUACCAAGUUUAAUACAAUAUGAACUGUUUAAAUAAAAAAAUAGUCAGGAAAACUAGGAUGAUGGAUGGGCAGACAGGGUGCUGCCAGGAUGGUGGAGACCUGGAGAAGGUAAACAUUGACAUGCAAUUAGAAUCUAUUUCUUUGACUGAUAUUUAACGCAAUUCUCAAGAAGAUUUCACUUACAUGAUGACAACCAAUACUGAAGUGAUACUCAUCUGAAAAUUCCCAUCCCUGUCUAUUAAAAUUCAUAGUAUACAUUUACCUCUUGGAAUGCAGUAAUUUAACACUACUUGUGCAAAAUUUAUUGAACCAGUUUGUAUGAGGACAAUACAAAGAAGGGUGAAAGUUACCCAGUGUUUUUGUCUUGUGAACCACUAACUGGUCACUGGAAGACUUUGACAAACUGCUUAUCUUCACCACAUGGGGUGAGUCAGUAACAGAGGUCGAGGCUUGAAGACUUCCCGAUAAGUCACACCUUUAUUUUCUUAUCCUAAAAUGAAGAUAGUAUCAAGCGACAGUUGUUACAACCCUGUAAAUUAGAAAUCUGUCUUAAAGCAUGUCCCUAUCAUGUUUUGAGCAAUACAAAUCUGACUGAAAAGUAUCUGCCGUCGAGCUCUUGCAUAUAUACAGGGCGAAGUGUUU
Molecule: messenger RNA, 3017 nt
Organism: Liolophura sinensis
Lineage: Eukaryota; Metazoa; Mollusca; Polyplacophora; Chitonida; Chitonidae
Exons: 3
Coding region: 330-929 (199 amino acids)
Source: RefSeq, a predicted model, not a curated record